AAAUAUAUAACACUACACUCCAACAGUGUGGAGACGGGGAUACCGUCUAGUUAUUUCUUUGGUGCUUUGCUGAGUACUUUGUUGUUGUUUUUCUGUACGUAACAUUACAUCGACGAUAUAUACAUACACAGUGCAGUAACACUGAUUAUGGACGCUCAUAGUUCUACAACAACUAAUUGCGAUUCAAAGAAAGCUGACGAAUUUUUACAAGCUUCUGUCGGUGAAAAGAAACUAGAAGAUCUGGUGGAUCUUUUAAAAAAGCAGAUAAAUACAAGUGACUGGUUGAACACAAAUACAGUUGAGAAGUUUGCUGCUGAAAAUCCUGAUGUUGCCAAGGAAUUUGGUUACGAAGGUGAAGGAGUGAAAGCUGCCACUGACAGUGCAAAAAGCUAAUUUCAAGGUACAGGUCUACUAGCUAGUUGUCAACAUGGGUGAUGAUGUUGUCUUGAGCUUCCAUGACAGUUUGUUACGUGUGUCGGAUGUCCAUCUGCUCUCUGGACCAUACUGGCUGAAUGACAACAUCAUUGGCUUUGCCUUUGAAUUCAUAGAAAACGUUUUGUGCAAAGACUGUAGCGGAAUUUUCAGCUUCAUUAGCCCACAGGUGACUCAAUUCAUCAAGCUCGUUAACGAGCCUGGUGAACUGGACGCGUUUCUGGAGCCGCUGUCGCUGUCGACUAAGAAAUUCGUCGCGUUGGCCGUGAACGACAGCGAAUCGCGCAGCGAUGUCGGUGGUUCUCACUGGAGCCUUCUUGUGUUAGACGUUGAUAGCGGCGUGUUCCGCCACUACGACUCGUCUUCGCAGCACAAUCACGACGCGGCUCGCUUGCUCGCGAGACAGCUGGCUCGUUACAUGAGGAUUGUCAGCGAUCGGUUCGUGGAAGAGGAAAUGCCGCAGCAACGCAAUGGCUACGACUGCGGAGUUUACGCAAUUGCAGUGGCGGAGGAAUUGUGCAAGAGUGAGAUGCAUAUUGGGGAUGUGGGGAGUGCCAACCUUGCCAGCAUCACUCCAAGCUAUGUUGAGAGUUGUAGACAACGACUGAGAAAACUCAUUAGCGAGUUGCACGAUGAAAAAAUUCACACUCCCAAUUAAUUUUUAAUGGGAUCAGACAUUCUAAUGUGAAUGUAUGUAAAUUUCCUUUUGCAAAAAAUGUUUGUUUGUUUGUAUUUCUUGACAUUGUUAUUUGUGAAUUUUGCUUUUAGGUUGUUGAGAGGCAUGCGUGAAAUACGUAAUGCUGUUAUCAUGACUUUGAACAGUGUUUGUGUAAAAUUGUAAAUUUUCUCUAUAAACUUCACGCAUUAAAAAUGGAGAUUGAAUGACGCACACUAUUCACUAUUUUCCUGUGUGAGCUUAUAUUUGUAAUAAUAAACCACAGUGUCUUAAUAUGGUAAUAGUGUCAGUUGACAAUUUGUUGAACAAUUAAUAUUUAGGCAGCAAUAUUACCAAUAAGACUGGUGUUUUAUUUUAGAUCACUCCAGUAUGAAAGCGUUGUCAGACCUGUGUUGAAAUAGUCCAGUCAGUCAGUCAGUCCAAUCCAGUCCAGUCAGUCCAGCCAGUCCAGUCCAGUCAGUUAGUCAAUCAGUCAAUCAGUCAGUCAGUCAAUCCAUUCCACUCCAGUCGGUCAGUCAAGAUUCAAGAUUCAACAAUGUGUAAACUGCUGUUUAUUACGCCUAUUGCCCAUACAUUAUUUUGUACAGGAGUAAAUUAGAGCUCUGCCUGUUUUGUUCUGCUCA
This is a messenger RNA of Priapulus caudatus, 1731 nucleotides long. Its product is annotated as sentrin-specific protease 8-like. The record is from RefSeq and is a predicted model, not a curated record. Gene Ontology annotation, molecular function: deNEDDylase activity; cysteine-type peptidase activity. Gene Ontology annotation, biological process: proteolysis. The coding region runs from base 428 to 1090 and encodes 220 amino acids. Lineage: Eukaryota; Metazoa; Priapulida; Priapulimorpha; Priapulimorphida; Priapulidae. The transcript is spliced from 4 exons.